Myxocyprinus asiaticus (Chinese sucker) is the source of this 2174-nucleotide messenger RNA. RefSeq names its product 4-trimethylaminobutyraldehyde dehydrogenase B. Bases 290 to 1846 code for a protein of 518 amino acids. The record is from RefSeq and is a predicted model, not a curated record. Gene Ontology annotation, molecular function: 4-trimethylammoniobutyraldehyde dehydrogenase (NAD+) activity; aminobutyraldehyde dehydrogenase (NAD+) activity. The transcript is spliced from 11 exons. Lineage: Eukaryota; Metazoa; Chordata; Actinopteri; Cypriniformes; Catostomidae.
CCACAUUUUUUUUUUUACAGUGUUUUCAAGACUAGCUGAACGCUUGCUCCUUGUCAGUUUUCAUUUAACCAGAGGGUUGUUGUCGCGUUCAGCGCUAUUUCCAGACCAUUAUGCCGAUAAAAUUCAUUAUAAAUUAAGUUAUUUUAAGUUGUCUUUUGUAAAGAUACUUUUGUUUUGCUCAAAAUAAUUGUGUAUCUGGGCUUACGCUCGAAAUUAAAGUUUUAAAGUUGUUGUUGUUGUUUUGCUGACUCUGUUACACUUUUCCAGGAGGUCAAAGUUUAGUGUUAGGAUGCACCUGCUGAACUCUGUCCUUACACCGGGUCUCCGGGCGACCCUGAACUGUAUUGGAACCAGGAGUGCAUCUUCAGGAACCCUUCAAAUCAAAGAUCCUCUCAGCUUCUGGUGUGGUGCCCGAGUCAACCUCAAAGAUGUGAAAAGUAAAUCCGAGCCAGUAUAUGAGCCUGCAACAGGUCGUGUCCUGUGCCAGCUGCAAGCUUGCGGGGCAACAGAGGUUGAUGCAGCUGUUAGGAGCGCCAGUGCAGCUUUCACAGUGUGGAGUAAACUGGCAGGCAUGGAAAGAGCCCGAGUCAUGCUAGAGGCAGCUAGACUGAUUCAGAAAAGAAGAGAUGAGAUUGCUGAGUUGGAGGUGGCUAAUAAUGGGAAGUCCAUCACAGAGGCUUGCCUAGAUGUGGACUCAGCCAGACUGUGCAUUGAGUAUUUUGCUGGACAAGCCACAACCCUUUCAGGUCAGCACGUUCAGUUACCCGGAGGUUCAUUUGCCUAUACACGUCGAGAGCCGCUUGGUGUAUGUGUGGGAAUAGGAGCCUGGAACUACCCAUUCCAGAUUGCAGCCUGGAAAUCUGCCCCUGCAAUUGCAUGGGGCAACUCCAUGGUGUUCAAGCCGUCACUGGUGACCCCAGUGACUGCAGUACUUCUGGCUGAGAUUUAUUCGCAGGCUGGGGCUCCAGAGGGCCUGUUCAAUGUGGUGCAGGGUGGAGUAGAGACAGGAUCUUUGCUGUGUCAGCACCCAACUGUGGCAAAAAUAUCCUUCACAGGAAGUGUACCCACAGGCAAGAAAAUAAUGGAAAUGGCUUCCAGAGGGGUGAAACCAGUGACACUAGAGCUUGGUGGUAAAUCUCCACUGAUCAUCUUUGAGGACAGUGACCUAGAAAAUGCUGUUAGAGGAGCACUUAUGGCCAACUUCUUGUCUCAAGGCCAGGUGUGCAGUAAUGGAACAAGGGUUUUUGUGCAAAGCUCAAUUCUUUCUCAGUUCUUAAAAGAGGUGGUAAAAAGAACUAAAGCCAUCCAGAUAGGUGACCCUCUGCUUGAUGAGACUCGUAUGGGAGCCCUGGCCAGCAAACCUCAUCUGGACAAGGUGUUAGGAUAUGUGAACCAAGCUAAAAACGAGGGAGCCAGAGUGCUCUGUGGAGGGGAACCCUUCACCCCUGCAGAUCCUAAAUUAAAAGAUGGAUACUACAUGACACCAUGUGUGCUGGACAACUGCACAGAUGACAUGACGUGCGUCAGAGAGGAAAUCUUUGGGCCUGUGAUGUCAGUGUUGUCCUUUGACACAGAGGAAGAGGUUCUUCGGAGGGCUAAUGACAGCAUUCUGGGUCUGGCUGCAGGAGUUUUUACUAAAGAUGUUAAGAGAGCCCAUCGUGUUAUAGAAAACCUGCAGGCUGGAUCUUGCUUCAUCAACAACUAUAAUAUCACCCCUGUGGAGGUGCCAUUUGGAGGGUACAAGGCCUCAGGUAUAGGAAGAGAAAAUGGUCAGGUGACCAUUGAAUUUUACUCUCAGUUGAAGACUGUGGUUGUGGAGAUGGGUGAUGUGGAUAGUCUUUUUUGAAUGCGGGCCAGAUGUGUUCUGGUUAUAGAUUAAUGAUUGGACCUUCCUGCAAGAUCUUAACAUCAAGCAGAAGCACUCGUGUUGUUUUAAGACUUGCACACACAUCUCCUGAUUUUUUUUUUUUUUUUUUUUGCAGGACUAAUGGACAAUGUUUGCCCUAUCAUGAUAAUUUUCUGUCAAGUAAUGACAGCUGUCUGUGAAUAUUUCACAAUUAAUUGCCUGUGCGAUGCUAUGAUUCUUUUUUUGCUAUUAACAAUUUUUAUUGAUUCUUGUAUAAAAAAAAACAGAAUAAACAAAUAUAUAUAUACAGAAUCAACUUUAACCCCAU